This is a messenger RNA of Gaeumannomyces tritici R3-111a-1, 3510 nucleotides long. Its product is annotated as XPG domain-containing protein. The transcript is spliced from 6 exons. Gene Ontology annotation, molecular function: 5'-3' DNA exonuclease activity; 5'-flap endonuclease activity. The coding region runs from base 659 to 2863 and encodes 734 amino acids. Gene Ontology annotation, cellular component: nucleus. The record is from RefSeq and is a predicted model, not a curated record. Gene Ontology annotation, biological process: DNA recombination; mismatch repair; DNA double-strand break processing. NCBI's taxonomy places the organism in Eukaryota, Fungi, Ascomycota, Sordariomycetes, Magnaporthales, Magnaporthaceae.
AAAAACGGGAGGAAUUGGAUGUGGGAGGACAGAAUCAGGACCAGUCAACCAGGGCCACGAAACGAGCCUCGACUCGGCCUUUCCCGCGCAACCUCCCUCCUCCCCCGCCCCGAAGACAAACCCCCCCCCUUGCGACUCCUCUCGGGCAGGAUAAAAGAGACGACGGGCCUGCGAAACCGCUCCGGCUCCCGCGCUGCCCGGCUUUCUUUUUUCUUGCGUCUUCCUCUCCUACGUGCCAUGACAAGCUCCGAGUCGUUCAUUCUGGCAUCGCCUGUUGUUUUGCCCUCGUCGUCGUGUGCCUGUUCUCGGCAUUUCUAGCCCGUGUAACAUCAUUAAUUUUUUCCUUCCUCUUUUUUCUGUCGCCCACCUUCCGUCCCGACCACGGCGCCCGGCGUUCCCUGUGCUCCCCUGCCAGCACUCGACACCGCACCUGACGCCACACCAUCUCGCGCGCGAGCUAGGUGCACGCACCGCACCUACCGCCUUUGCAGCCCAGCACCACAGCGACUACACGCGACCCCCCAUCCGUCCCCCGUUGUGCGCGCGCGCGCGUAUAGCUGCUGCGGAGAAGUAGUCCAAGUCGCUGUUCCUGUCGGAGGGCUGUGCUGGUGGUCAGACUUUUGGAGGCUAGGUUGAGCUUGCUGUAGACGCCGUCAAGAUGCCUUCCUGCCUCGUCGAGGAUGAUUACAUCAACGGACAGGCGACGUCUCACAACAUUGCCGAGCUCGCGGAUUGUGCCAUCGCCGUCGACGCUACCUACUACCUGCAACGCAUGCUGACGAACCCGCCGAGCCGAGAACCCCUCCUGACUGCGCUGGGUGGACUCACUGGUGUGCACAAUCACAUAGACAGCGACCUGGCCCAAUGGGAGGAGCACAAGGUCACCCCGCUCUUCGUCUUUGACGGCCAGUCUAUCACAGGUCAGGAUGAGGUUUUUAUCCGGCGUGCCCGCCGCGCCAUCGAACAGUCCAACCACGCCUGGGAGUUGUAUGUGAACGGUCAGGCUCAGGAGGCUGUUGAUUCCUUUGGCAAUCACAAUGGAGCCUUCCGUCCGCAGACUCUCUAUCCGAUGCUGCAGGGCAUCCUGAAGCGCCGGGGCCUACACUUCCUGGUGCCCCCCUUCAAUGCUGCAGCCCAGAUCGCGUAUCUCGACAUGAUUGACUCGGACCAGUGCGGUGGAAUCAUGGGCCCCCAGGAGCUUCUUCUCUAUCCCAUCAAGGACAGCGUGAUCCGGGAGCUGGACUGGACCAACAAGCAAGUCAAGGCCAUCUCCAAAAAGCAAAUCAUCAAGCAGCUUGCGGUCGAAGAGAAUACGUUCGCCGACGGUCUCCUCAUGGUUGGCACGUCGUUCCUGCCCCCCUUCCCUUCGCUGCUGGACCACAGCGGCCUCUCGACGACGCGUCGGCAGCACCUUGUGGACGCUGUUAACAUCCUGCGAGCGUCUGACAAGUCGGUGGCCGCGGCCUGCCACUCGUUCAGCGACGUGCUCAAGUCUCACGAUCCCUACUGGCUCGACAAGUAUCACAAGGCCAAGAUGGCCGUGGCCCAUUUCAUAUACAUUGCUGAGGACGGUGAGGUCAAGGUCAACGAUUUUGACAAGCUGACCAAGGACAACCACGAGUACCUUGGCCUGCAGCUGCCGUCGGAGCUGUUUCACUACGUCAAUAUUGGUCUGAUUGGGCCCAGGAUUCUGAGCUGGAUCACGCAUAGCAAGAUCACGGUGCUGCCCACAAUCGACGGGCAGGUCUCGGAAGAGUACCGCAACCUGGUGACCAAGCAGCUGGUGACGGUCAAGGAGAUGACGCUGGGCCUCCUCAUCCCGCGCCUCAACCGCGGCAUCCAGUUCCGCGAGGUGGUGAUGAAGGUGUGGUUUGACGACAAGUUCUCGUACACGGUUAACUACAGCAACCUCCAGCCGUCACCCAGCCUACGUGCCGCCAGCUGGCUUGUGACGGACACGACGCUCAGGUCGCACUUCCCCAAGCCCGACUCUGGGUCCAUUGUGUUUGAGGUCUUGGCGCUCAAGAACCGUGAUUUCGUCAACGUGACGUCGACCAAGGAUAGGAUCAAGGGCGCGUCGCUCGACUCUGCCGACGUGAUCGUGUCGAUCGCCAUCUGGAGGUUCAUGCACCUGCGCGGCUACGUGACGGACACGCACGAGCUGACGCCGUGGGGUCAGGCGGUUGCUCAGGCCAUCUCGGCGGUCCAGCCCGUGGCCAAGCAGAACCCCGAGUUUGAGGGUCUUUUCGAGGGGGUCCUGAUGGCGUUCGAGAUGAUCAGGUACGGACUGCUGCACACGAAGCAGCGGGUAGAGGAGUCGCACGGGCUUCCGCUUAACGGCACCGAGGACGACAAGGGCAGUCUCCUCUUGCUCAGCCGCGUCGCGACGCUCCUCAAGCUGCGCCACCUGCCCACCGGCUACACGGGGCCUCUCAACAAGACGCUCCUAGUCUUCCAUUCGCUGGCCUCGACCGUUCGCGACGCAAACCGAGACCUUGUCGAGGCCAUCAUAGCCUCCAUGUUUAUGUUUGCGCAGGCACAACGCGAGCGGGACGACGCAUGGCAGAUUGCAAACAGGCUCCCCUUCAUCAACGACCCGGAUAUCGCCUUCGGUAUUGCCGUCAAGACGCUUCUCGACGAGGUCAUUGUCGGAGAGUCGGCCAAAGACCGACGCCAGCGCAUCGAAGAGUUCCCACCCAACUUCAUGCCACACGCUGUCCACUUCAACGAAGACCUCGAGAUCUUUUACUCCUUCUUUGAGGCUGUCGCCAGCGGCGUCAAGAGCCUCCCCGAGAAAGAGUUGUCUGGGGCGGACAAGGCAAGUUGGGAAAAGGCCGCUCAAUACCUCAAACUAAGAAGAUGAUGAGAGGUGAUUGUGGGACAGCCGCGACUGGGACUGUCAGGUCUUUGGUGCUGUGGAGAUGGGCUCUUUCUACACAGUUCAAUGCUUGUUGUGUCUGGCUGGACCCUUUGCAAACAAAAAAAUAUAUACCAUCCCCGACCUGAUGCCCGGGCUCAUCUGGCGGCCCGAUGAGGAGAGCAGAGUAACCACGAUGAAUGAUGCACAUGCAUGUUUGAUCUGAGCCAUUCGGCACCUGACAAUUAUUUGUUUCGAUUCACCGAUUUGACAAACAGUCAAGGGCAUUCAGUGUUGGGGUUGGUUUUGUUUUCCGAUGCGUUGAUAGUUGGGUUGCGAAACGGAUAACAAUAUCAGGUGUAAAAUUUGGUACAUGGACGGGGCAGGCACGAGAGAUGGCGUUCGCAGCACGCCGGUAUACCAACCAAGAAUGCUGCCUCGACCUGAUGCUCCUCAUGAUGAGAAAUGUAGCCGUCUUGUGUCUGUUUAUGUACUACAGUUGACUGGCUACUUUGCAAUAAUCAACUCCGUUUACGCAAUGUCUCAUCUUCUCGAUGCACCAACCGGCGCGCGUGGGUAUAAAGAAGUGCAUAUAUAUAUUCAUGGUCAUAACUAAACAAAUAAACAAACCGACAAUGCUCGCAUCAUCGCCA